GUCGGAGAGGAGCAGAUCGGACCUGUGCGAGUCUGUGUGACAUUUUUAGACUCUUUAAAGUAAAUUAAUAAAGCAGUUAGGAUGGCCACCGACACCGUAGAUGACCAGGAGAUGAGGGAGGCCCAGAGGGACUACCUGGACUUUCUGGACGACGAUCAAGAUCAGGGGGUGUACCAAAGCAAAGUCCGAGACAUGAUCAGUGAAAACAAAGCUCGACUCAUCGUCAACAUCAACGACCUGAGGAGACGCAACGAGGCCCGGGCUGCAAAAUUGAUGAAUAAUGCAUUUAUGGAGCUCCUGGCCUUCCAGCGGGCUUUAAAGGACCUCGUUGCCUCGGUUGACGCCACCUAUGCCAAGCAGUAUGAGGAGUUCUUCAUCGGCCUGGAGGGCAGCUUUGGAUCCAAGCACGUCACCCCCAGAACCCUGACCUCCCGCCUGCUGGGCAGCAUGGUGUGUGUGGAGGGAAUCAUCACAAAGUGCUCUCUGGUACGUCCCAAAGUAGUGCGCAGCGUCCACUACUGCCCAGCCACCAAGAAGACGAUGGAAAGGAAGUACACUGACAUGACCUCGCUGGAUGCCUUCCCCUCUAGUGCCAUCUAUCCCACCAAGGAUGAGGAGAAUAACCCUCUUGAGACGGAGUUUGGCCUCUCCAUCUACAAGGACCACCAGACCAUCACAGUUCAGGAGAUGCCAGAGAAAGCCCCCGCUGGUCAGCUGCCCCGUUCAGUGGAUAUCAUCCUGGACAACGAUCUGGUGGAUGUGGUCAAACCUGGAGACAGAGUCCAGGUCAUCGGGACUUACCGCUGCCUGCCUGGAAAGAAGGGAGGAUUCACCUCUGGCACGUUCAGGACCAUCAUGAUAGCCUGCCACGUCAAACAAAUGAGCAAGGAGGUAUCUCCCCAGUUCUCCGCUGAUGAUGUCGCUAAGAUCAGGAACUUCAGCAGGACUCGCUCCAAGGAUGUCUUCGAUCAGCUGGCUCGCUCCCUCGCUCCCAGCAUCCACGGUCAUGAGUACAUUAAAAAAGCCAUUCUUUGCAUGCUGCUGGGUGGAGUGGAGAAAGUGCUGGAGAACGGCUCACGCAUCAGAGGAGACAUCAACGUCCUUCUUAUUGGUGAUCCAUCAGUGGCAAAGUCCCAGCUGCUACGUUACGUACUCCACACAGCUCCCAGGGCCAUCCCCACUACAGGAAGGGGUUCUUCUGGAGUGGGUCUGACCGCUGCAGUGACCACUGACCAGGAGACCGGUGAGCGUCGUUUAGAAGCGGGUGCCAUGGUGCUGGCUGACCGUGGCGUUGUCUGCAUUGAUGAAUUCGACAAAAUGUCCGACAUGGAUCGCACAGCAAUCCACGAGGUGAUGGAGCAGGGCAGGGUCACCAUCGCAAAGGCCGGCAUUCACGCCCGCCUCAACGCUCGCUGCUCUGUGCUGGCUGCUGCUAACCCCGUCUACGGCCGGUACGACCAGUAUAAAACCCCCAUGGAAAACAUCGGCCUCCAGGACUCCCUGCUGUCACGUUUUGACCUCCUGUUCAUCGUCCUGGACCAGAUGGACCCCGAGCAGGACCGGGAAAUCUCUGAUCAUGUGCUGAGGAUGCACAGGUACCGUGACCCCCGGGAGCAGGAAGGAGCAGCCAUGGCUCUGGGUGGGACAGUGGACGUUCUGACUACAGAAGACCCCGAUGCAGUGGCAGAAGAGCAGGAGGAGCUGCAGAUCUAUGAGAAACACAAUAACCUGCUGCAUGGAAGCAAGAGAAAGAAGGAGAAGAUUGUGAGCAAGGAGUUCAUGAGAAAGUACAUCCACAUCGCCAAGGCUGUGACCCCUGUGCUGACGGAGGAGGCGGCCAAUCACAUCGCAGAAGAAUACUCGAGACUGAGAAGCCAGGAGCAGAUGGGAUCUGAUAUUGCCAGGACCUCUCCAGUAACGGCCCGUACCCUGGAGACUCUGAUUCGUCUGUCGACCGCGCACGCCAAGGCACGAAUGAGCAAAGCCGUGGAGCUGGAGGACUCUGAGGUUGCUGUGGAGCUCGUUCAGUUUGCCUACUUCAAAAAGGUUUUGGAGAAAGAGAAGAAACGUUCAAGGAAGGAGCAAGACUCUGGAUCAGAGGAGGAGGAAGAGGAGUCCACCCAGCCCUCACAGAAAACUACAAGGAAGAGGGGGCGACGUGGUUCUCAGGGCAGUGAGCCCUACAGCCCAUAUGACUUCAGUGAAAACCAGGAGGUUCCUGAGAUUCAGGCAGGCACCCCCAAACCAGCCAAGAUACCGAGGGAGGAAGAGGAGGCCAUGGAUGCCACAUCACAGGCUGAAGACGCUGAGCUGUCUGCAGAGAGGCUGAAGGAGUUCAAGUCGUCCCUGUUCUCAGUGUUCCAGUCGGCCCACGCUCAGUCGGUGAAGAUGAAGACUCUGAUGGACGACAUCAACAAAGAGGUUCAGAAUCGCUUCUCAGAGCAGGAGGUUCGAUCGGCUUUGGCACGCAUGCAGGACGACAACCAGGUGAUGGUGGCUGAUGACAUCAUCUUCCUCAUCUGAGGGACGGAGCGGCGGCUGUUUGAGGGAUCGAUUUCACAGACUCUGACAAACCAGUGGUUUAUAUUCAAAUGUACAUACCGGACACCUUUUUUAUGAAUUGGUCCUUUUUUCAUCUAUUUCUCUAAAUAUAGCUCAGAUUUUACAAACAGUUUAUUGUGCUGCACCAGUGCAGGGUGUUCUUUGAACCAGUGAGACCAGCCCAAAAAGAGCUCUUUGACAUUUAUGUGUUUGUUGAACAGCAGUGAUGCUACAUGAUGCCUUUAUAAAUUUGUAUCUGUAAACAUCCUUCAGUUUAAUUCAUGAUCUGUCCAUUCGGGUCAGGUUUCUGUUGAGCAAUGAGGCCUUACUGAGUGUUUGUACUUCAUACUAAGACAUCACUGAGCGUGUGCGAUGUCUCGAUUUGUAUAUAGUUUAAAAGUAUUGUCAUGGUUGAACUGUAGUUAAGAAAAUAAAUAAAACUAAUACAUGUGAAA
Messenger RNA from Cheilinus undulatus (humphead wrasse), 2996 nucleotides. RefSeq names its product minichromosome maintenance complex component 3 (gene mcm3). The transcript has 17 exons. The record is from RefSeq and is a predicted model, not a curated record. The coding region runs from base 82 to 2523 and encodes 813 amino acids. Gene Ontology annotation, cellular component: MCM complex; nucleus. Gene Ontology annotation, molecular function: ATP binding; single-stranded DNA helicase activity; ATP hydrolysis activity. Lineage: Eukaryota; Metazoa; Chordata; Actinopteri; Labriformes; Labridae. Gene Ontology annotation, biological process: DNA replication; double-strand break repair via break-induced replication; mitotic DNA replication initiation.